Brachypodium distachyon (stiff brome) is the source of this 938-nucleotide messenger RNA. RefSeq lists its product as uncharacterized. The coding region runs from base 84 to 785 and encodes 233 amino acids. Lineage: Eukaryota; Viridiplantae; Streptophyta; Magnoliopsida; Poales; Poaceae. The transcript has 2 exons. The record is from RefSeq and is a predicted model, not a curated record.
GACCUUGCCUCUAUUAUACAUCUACAGUGUCCUGGAUCUACAGUGCAGGCACAGUAAAGUGCAGGCACAGUAAGGAAUCAACUAUGAAUCUCAUCCGAAACCUCUUCUCUCCUCAAGCUGUUAGAUCUAUUCUCGACACUCCUAUUCUCCAGUCUCCAGGGAAUGACAUUUUGUGCUGGAAACAUAACCCUUUAGUUAUCUGUACUAUCAAAAGUGCUUACAAAUUAGCUAUUCAACAGAUCUAUUCCAGCUCUUCUCCUUCUCCCAUCCAGCAGCUUGAUCUUGCUCUUCUCAACACCAUUUGGGCUUCCAAAACGCUUAUACCUAGAGUUCAACUCUUUGCUUGGAGAUUAAUUACGAGAGCCCUUCCCACAGAUAAAAGAGCAGGUACUCAUGUCUAUUCUGAUGCAGCCUGGAAGUUGCCUCAGCAAAGUUCAGGUUCAUUGGAAGCCAAAGCAGGUCUUGGAGUUUACAUUGAACAUUUCUCCCAGACAGAAAAAUUAAAGGUGCAGGUCUCGGUGGCUUCCCCUCCCAGCAACUCUCCAUUGCUGGCUGAAGCUUGGGCUCUUCUUCUUGCUGCAGAUCUCAUCAGGUGCCUUCAAUUUGAAAGAGGCCUUCUCCUCUCAGAUAAUAUCACUAGUCAAGCUGCCGAUCAAAGAAACCUUCAGCAUUCCCCGGGGCAUUGGUCGAUUAGACCUUUGCUUGCUGAAAUUUCGAAUAAAACUCCUCCAGCUUUCUCAGAAAGCAUAUCCCUAGAGACUGCAAUGCAGUGGCUCAUGAUCUAGCUUCUAGUGUUAAUCUUCUAAACAUCUGUAGCCCCGCUAGAGUUACAUGUAUCAAUUCCUCUCACAGAGAUGCUGUCUGCCCUGUACAACAAGCUCUGAACCUUGUAAGUGUGAUGGGUAUCACACUAAGUACUGUACUUUGCUUCUAAUGAA